CGUGGUGCGAGGCGCGCCGGCGGAGGCAGGCAGGCUCGGUGUGAGGACAGUCCCUUCGCGCAUUGCCUCCCGGAGACUUUCUACCGACGGGUGCAGUGUCUGUGUGCGCGGUCUGGCGGACUGGCUCGCUCCGCUUCUUGCACUUAAUUCACCUCAUCCGUUCUUCCUUUCCCUUCCUCGUUUUCUUAUGCUGGGAUAUUUAUUCGAUUUCGCCCAAGCUAGUGUGUCUCAGUGACUCGCGUUGGACUGCCGAGUGGUUUUUUUUACCCGUUGACGCGAUGUUCUCUCUCGCUCGACGUUCGCUGGCCCCUUUGCGCCGCGAGUGAUUGGCGCUUCCAGAUACGCCGGGGAAGCUGCAGGCAGUCUAAGUUGCGUUUUUUUGUGAAUUCUGUUCAGGAAGGACAACAGGCGUGUUGAUGAAAACAAGACUUAUUAUUUUUUCCGAGAAAUCUUCUUGCUUGGAAACUGUCUGUUACUGAAAAUGUGAAAAAGACUCAGUUUCAUUUCUAGGAACGCUGAUUUAUUUAAUUUCUAAAGAGUCUUGAGGAUUUCAUUUCUAAAAACUGUAAAGAAGUUAAAUUAAGAGUUGGUUAGAACAUCAGUAUGAGGAAAUCAAGAUAGAGCUUACGCGUUAUGAAUAGCGGACCAAUUCAGACAGAGAACAAAUAGUGCUGGUGAUUUCCUCGAACAAUAACACACACGCUGCUGAAAGGAGGAUGACUGCCAUCUAGCGGUGACCCGAGACAACUAUGGCCCUAUCAUCGAUGGACGUGCGACCUCCCGUGGCACUCGAGGUCACGCUGCCUCCCACAUGGGCGACCACGGAGCUGCCCUUUUCCACCACAGCGUUCAUGGAAGAUGUCAUGAACGAAACCUUCGGCGCUGGAGGACCCUGCCAGUCAGACGGCCGCCUCAUCGACUUCUCCGAGUUCGACUACCCGUACAGAAAGGACACCUGGAUCCCCAUAACGUGGCGGGAGGUGCUCAAGAUCGUAGCAUAUAUGAUCGUGUUCUUGGUGUCCGUGGCCGGCAACCUGCUGGUGAUCCUGGUGGUUUACUACAACGCCCACAUGCGCAACUCCACCAACACCUACCUGGUAAACCUGGCUGUAGCGGACCUGCUGGUGACCUUCGGCUGUAUGUGGGUGCAUAUUAUACGCCAUCUGUCCCAUCCCAAUUACGUGCUGCCAGCCAUUAUGUGCAAAGUGGAUAGCUUCAUGCAAGCCACUGCCUUGUUAGCGAGCGUGCUGACUUUAACAGUGAUCAGCGUCGGGCGGUUCGUUGCCGUCAUGUUCCCUCUGCAAGCACACACUUCCCCCGACCGAGCGCACCGGGUUAUCGCUGCAGUGUGGCUCACCUCCAUCUUGCUUGCUUGCCCGCUGGCCAUCUAUCGGGAGCUACACAGCUUUAAGAACGACAACGAACUGCCUUCUGGUCUCCGGGGUUCACUGCCGAAGCCUUUUUCAUCUUACAAAUACCACAUAACUCCCAUAGCCCUUGCAUCUAAUGAUUUACAAGGCCGAAUGGUGGGUGGGAGGCUGUGGAUGACCCAGCUGCCGGGCGAGCACUCCGCCCCCGCCCGCAACACGGCCACGAGAGCUAAGAAGAGAGUGGUGAAGAUGGUGUCGGUGGUGUUGCUGGUGUUCGUGAUCUGCUGGACGCCCUUGCAGUCUCUCAUCUUGUACAGUAAUUUCAUCCACGCGCAACACUACGCGGGCGAGCUGCCACAAUGGUUCCCCGUCAUGGAGUUCUGCGCUUACUUCGUGGCUUACUCCAACUCCGCGCUCAAUCCCAUUAUAUACUGUGGCUUCAACGCCAGCUUCCGCCAGGGGCUUGUCUCCCUCGUCACGUGUCGCCACUCGUCGUCCAGCAUCAUAUCUUACGGCCCCUCCACGGGCAGAUGGACCAUCAGCCAAGACCGAACCGAAAGCUCAGAAGGACACUGGAAAGGUAUGACUGCUGGCACCCGGGAAACCACCGUCGCUUGCUCGGGCCCGGAGCCUGCUGUACUGCUGGAGUUUAGUUCUCUGAGAAGAAGCAGGAUGCACAAGGCGGCCCAGUCUGCGCAGGAGUCUGAUCGCCUUGUAGUCGCGACCUCGAACAAGAAUCCACGUGGCACAGUGACCUCUGACCUCACGUGUAAGAAAUGUUACAUGGGGGUCAACUUACAACAGACGGACUCUCAGCUGACCCUCAACCACCAUGGAACAACUACAACCACAUCCUUCAUCUUAGACAACCACCACGAGUCCCCGAAGUCGUCCCACGCCGGGCACAGCUGCAGGAGACUGGACAUCCAGGUCUCGAACUCCUCCAGCAACAGCGGGACGGCGACAGUGACCACCGUCUGUGGCUGCUGCAAGAGGAAGUUCGUGGACGAUGAUAUGUACGACCUCAAGGUGGUGAAAACAAGUGCUGACAUGGAUACAAAAGGUGACAUGCUGUGAAACAGAAAGUCAGAUCAAAGUCCGAUAAAUUCUCGACAAAUUAUUAAAGUAUUUAUGUUAGUGUACGUACUGGCCGAAAACAAAGAUUCUGGUUAUUUUAGUAUCGGUAUUGAUAUUGGUAAGAAGAGAAAUACGCAAAAUUAUUCCUUUAAGUGAGUCACUUUGGUGUUCAUGAUUAAUUCAUUCUUGUUGUGACGCUUGUAUGUUACGUGUAUUUUACAUGUUAAGGACACGUGUUCAACAUGUUUAUCGAUAUAUUUGUGGUUAUUCUAAUAUCAAUUAUUUCGCUUUAAAAGCCAUGCUGUCGUAAUGGCAGAUGGAGAUAUUCCUCUUUGAAACCAAUUGUAUUUUCAGGAUGAAUCUAAAAGCAUUUAUCUCUUCCUGUUCUUCUUUUAUGGAAUUAUCAUAAGGAAAGAAACAUUGAUUCAUCAUUUGUUCUCUCUUUUCAUGUUAACCCUUUUCUUAACGUCAUAUCACCAAAUGUUCUGUUUGUAUAUGAUGUUCAAGGGUUAUAUUUACAACUUCAUAUCAUGGCGUUGUAAAAGACGUCAGGAAAUAUCUUAGUAUUACCCUUUGAUAAAAAAGUUACAUAUCCACACCUAGAAUCAAGGACAGUGUUUUAUAGCCUGAAAAAAAAGAGAGAAGAGAGAGAGAGAGAGAGAGAGAGAGAGAGAGAGAGAGAGAGAGAGACAGAGAGACAGAGAGAGAAUCCUAUAGAAACUGCAUGGACAUUCAGUGUAUCGCGCAGUGUCGUGUGAUAUUUUUAUUGGUGUAGUAUUACUUUAUAGUAUGCUGUGCAAAACCCGACAUGGUACGGGGGAAUCCAUGUGGCGUGUUGCUCAGUAUAGUACAAAGACUGCAAGUUUACACUGUAUCUCCACUGAGAAGUAAAUAUAAUAAUGACUUUGCCAUGUUACCAGCUCUAUGUGUAUGACCAUUGUGUGUAUGAAUGGGUUUCUAUUUUGCUCACUGUUUAAAUAAUGUAAGUAUUUGAUUAAUUUUACAGAAGAUAUGUAUACAUAUGCACAUAUUCAUGUAUAUUGGUAUAUCUAUACAUAUGUACAUAAGUACACAUAUACAUAUAUAGGAUAAAAUAAAGAUAUAAACACACUUGCAGAUAUGUAAUUUUUUCUGUCUACCUAAAUACCUACACACACAAACACACACUUAUAUAUGUAGAUAUAUAAAUGUGUGUGUUUGUGUGUGUGUGUGUGUGUGUGUGUGUGUGUGUGU
This is a messenger RNA of Penaeus chinensis, 3680 nucleotides long. RefSeq names its product QRFP-like peptide receptor. Gene Ontology annotation, cellular component: membrane. Bases 750 to 2447 code for a protein of 565 amino acids. The transcript is spliced from 12 exons. Gene Ontology annotation, biological process: G protein-coupled receptor signaling pathway. Lineage: Eukaryota; Metazoa; Arthropoda; Malacostraca; Decapoda; Penaeidae. The record is from RefSeq and is a predicted model, not a curated record. Gene Ontology annotation, molecular function: G protein-coupled receptor activity.